AUGGUGAGCAAGCUCCCCAAUGUCACUUGGCCCCAGGGGGCCUUCGUGGAAACCGUGAAGGGAUGGCAACAAGAGUGGUUCUAUGUCACAGAACCUUGCGACGCCACAUGGACCGCCACUCCUGAGUUCAAAUUUGGGCCUCCAAUGCGGCUCACAUCAUGGGUUAAAAAGGGCCUGGACUGCGCAUCGUCUGACGAGGUGAUGACGCUGCAGAAGCGCGUCAAGGGUGUGAUAGAGAAGAACACCAGCCUUGCCGAUGUGAUCCAGGCUUCACUGUUGGUGGCUUCAGCUAAGGAUGUUGAAGUGUCCGAACUCCAGCGGAAACUGCAGCUGGCUGACGAUGAGAUCGACCGUAUUAACAAGCGGUUCGAUGAGGCCCAAGGCAACGCGACCGAGGUCGAGGCCCUCAAAAGUGCCCUUGCCGAAGGCAAAGAGGAGGCGAGGGCAAGCAAAGCAGCCGCAGAGAAAGCGGUUGCGGAUGUAGAGGCCGAAAAGGCCGCCCGCCUUCAGUAUGAGGCGAGGGUGACCGAAGUAGAGCAAGCGUUCCAGGACGCCGCCAACAAGUGUGAGUCCUUGGAGGAGAGUAACAAGGCCCAAGCGGCCGAACUCACCAAGGCUCUUCAAGCUGCGAAGGAGGCGCGGUCUGAGUCCCAGGCGGCUCGCGAGGAGAUCAAGCAAGCCGAACAGAUAGUGGCUGGGGACUUGAAAGAUCCUCAAUGCCACAUUGAUAUUCAGCUGACUGAUGCUGAAAUUACUGAAGCUGUUAAGAAGAUGCUGGAUGAACCGGUGGCCGAUUGCAGUAAAACAGGACUUAGUCCUUUCUGCGUUUCGAAAAAACCGCCAGCUGGUGAUGAUCCGUUCUGGAAGACGAAACCACAGGAUAAACUGGCCAAGACACCUCGCCCCAAGACCAAGGUCACCAAAAAGCCUGCCAAGAAGAAAACCGCCGAGUCCACCGAUUUAAACAUUGACGAUGAUGAUGAUAAUCAGGAGUCAAGGGCUAAAGCCAGAGCCAGUAAAAAGGCUAAAGUAAAUAAUCCGGUUGUUGACCCCAAUCCAUCUGAACCGGAGAAGACCCCAGAACCUUCUAACCCAAAUGAUGAAGCUACUCUUGAUGAUCCGCCACCGCAGGAUCAUGAAACCUUUGUUGAACAGAUGGAAAUUGAUCCGAUGGGUCAUGCUGAUAACCCUCCAAGCCCAGCUAAAACUGCUGAUGACAAACUGACGAUGUUAUGGUCACUGCCCCAAGGGCCGGUUUAUCCUUCCAAGAUGAACCGGGACUUUUAUCCUAUAAGGCUCAAAAUUCUUGCUGAACACCUUUCUGAGCUGAGCAAAAAAGAAUCCCAAAUCGCCGACCUUCAAGAAAAUAUCAAAUCUCAACAAGCAGAAACUUCCAAGGCCAAGGAGGAGUUGACCAGUGCUUUAGCAGCCAUGGAAAAACUGAAGGAGAGCUUCAAGAGCGAGCGGGCAGGCUGGGACACAGAGAAGGCAACUCUGCUGAAGAGGGCUGAGGACGCUAAAGCGGCCCUUAAUCCGGUAACAGAGGAGCUGACUGGGUUGAAACGGCAAAUAAAUGCCAUGACUUCUGCAGUUUUUGGUAAAGAGCCUCUUCAUAAGCUUUAA
Messenger RNA from Aegilops tauschii subsp. strangulata, 1623 nucleotides. NCBI's taxonomy places the organism in Eukaryota, Viridiplantae, Streptophyta, Magnoliopsida, Poales, Poaceae. The record is from RefSeq and is a predicted model, not a curated record.